Messenger RNA from Xyrichtys novacula (pearly razorfish), 17168 nucleotides. Lineage: Eukaryota; Metazoa; Chordata; Actinopteri; Labriformes; Labridae. The record is from the annotation of a GenBank genome assembly.
UUAUAAUAAUAAUGAUAACUUUAUUUGUAUAGCACUUUUUAAAAAAACAGAUGUUUACAAAGUGCUUUGACAUGUAGUCGUAGAGCACAUGGAAAAAGACAAAUAAAAACAAAAAGCUCAGUAAAAACUGAAUUGAAGGCCAUUUUCAUGUCGUAAAUAACCCAGACAAUACAAGAACCAUGCAACAUAAAAUGAGACCAUGAAGACCAAAAUAAAAACAUACAAUAGUUAAGAAAAAGGGAAAAUGCAGUUAAAAGGGAGGACGAAGGUGGAAACAGGAUAGUAAAUAUAAAAGGCAAUAUGAACAAUGAUAAUAAAAUAAUAACAGGUAAUACUGAUAAUAAUAGUAAUAAUAUUAUAGAGCAACAGAAAUGAGCAUGAGCUAAAACAAUAAAAGGCCUAAAAAGUUAAUUAAGAAAAGAGUACGAGUAUAACAAAAACUAAAAAGAGAGUAAAGCCGAAAAGAGAUGGAGGUAAAAGACAAAUGUGUCAAACAUAAACAAUAAAGACAACACAAUUUUAAAAACUGAAUUCAAUGGUUAUUUAUAUUUAAUAUUUUUAUAUUUAUAUUCUAGUUUGCAUUCUUGUUUUAUUUGCAGCAGUGGCAGUUCUCGGCCACCGUAUGUCUUUGAUUUCAUGUAAUUACAGCCUUCAGGUCAUGAAGUGGUUUUCACUUCAGCUUUUAAAAAGUGGAAAUUGGUCAUUUAAAGCUGAUAAUCGAUAAGGUCAGGUGUAAACCCACUUUCUUUCAUAAUCAAUCCCUUAUCAACAAACACUGCUGUGGAUCCUUUGUUCCUCGUGGGUGUAGCCUUCUCCGAGUGGGGGGAGUGUGCACGAGGGGGUGGGUACGUGUCGACGUCACCGGUUGGUCCUCGCUGUCAACGCCAAAAUAAAACGAGUAAAAAAACUUUUCAACCAGGACUCACACGUCGUCCAAACAUAUGGCCCUGAGGAAGCGAGGGUGUAAGGAGAGGCCGUUUCUUUCCGGAUUGUAAUGGUUGUCGGGUCACGGCGUCGUUUGCGUAGCUGAGUAGCUUAAUUUCUCCCUCUUUUCUUCACUGGGGUCUCCGCUCACACAAACCAGAGCAGCAGGCUGUUUCACUUUAGCCGACUUGCUAGCUGCUAUCGUCAAGUUGUGAGAAAGUGGGAGAAGAAGACGGCUGCGAAAGCGGGAGCUUAUCCGCCUACACAGACCUAUGCGACGGAUAGCAGGUAAAUGAACCCUCGGUGCUGCUUCAUUAACUUAAAACAAUACAUGUCGUGCUAAAAAAACACACAAAAAAACGCCAUAUCCAUGUUUGUAGCGAACACAUCUUGAGACUGCAACAGCCUUUCUUGCAUGCUCGCAGCAUACAUAGCACUGCUCACUUUUAGCCUUUAACUUUCCCCUUAAAAUCGAGUAUACUCACAUAUCUGUUACGACACCUUUGUUUGUUUUGUUGUAAUCUGUUUUUUAAGGUAUUUUCUUCGUAGUAUCUGACACGCCAUUCCUAACAGUCCGCAGUGCUUUACAUUGCUCAUGCACCCACCAAGCCAAAGUGUCAAUAGGCUUAUUACAGGGAGGAAGCAGAUUCUUAUGUAUGUAAUGGAUACCUUUUACACAAAAUUGCACACGCUGUUUGCUUACAUGCGUGGUGCACAACACGCCGAGUGGGUUUUUUUUAUGAGACUGGUAUCGUCUUGAAGCUAAAUGCAAGCAGUCUGAUCAGCACAACAUGAAAACUGAGCAUUUAUUUAUCACUAUUCAUGUCAUGACCCAACCUGCCUGCAGAGAUGUGUCUGUCCAAGGUUUGUGCCUCACUCACACAGCCAGUCAAACCCUCCUGGUCUUGUGUAGCAAUGCGGUAGACUGGAGCCGGUUUAGAUUUCCAAAGGAACAGGAGGAGGGGAGGAGGAGGAGAGGAGAGGGGGGGAAUUGAACUGCUAUUAUUUAUGUUUGGUCGAUAUGUCACGGGGUCAUGGUUUGCUGACAGUAGCAGGAUACUCGAGCAGGAACAAGGUCAAACGUGGACCUCUUCUGUCCCCCGGCCGGCUUGUCUGUCUGUCUGUCAACCGCAGUGAGGAAGGCUGUGUGCUGCUGCUUCCACCUCCUCCCAUGGGCCAAUGAACCAGCCUGCCAGGUGAAGAAUGCCAAUGAAUUAUUCAGGCACAUGCUGCAUAUGAUCAACGUGGCCUGGGAAUGUGCAGAGCUGCUUCUGGGGACAAUAAGACGCUCUCAGUAUGGUGGAGACAUACCAACAGCUUCAGCGUCCUCCUUUCGUAUAGUGCAGUUUUUAUGAAGUUGUUAUCCGUUGCGUUUUCUGGAGUUAAUUCUGUAGAUGUUCGAUCAGUUGUGAUAUUUUAUCGAGUGAAACUACAGUUUUUAACACGUCUUUAGAUGCUGGAUAAGGUUUUCUCCUCAGCGAGGCCCACCGUGUGUCUUUUAGAUCCUAUCACAACCUCAUUUUUUAAGUUAUUUUAUGAUUCUUUUAGAAACACGAUGAAUAGCUCUCUUCAGACGGUGGUGAGGCCCCUAAUGAAGAAGAGAAAUCUAGAUUUUAAUGAUUUGAACAAUUACAGGCCAGUGUCAAACUUGUUUUUAUCCAACUUAAAGAAUUUCUAGACAAUCGUAAUAUUCUUAAAAAGUGUCAGUCUGGUUUUAGGGUGAACCACAGCACCGACACUGCCUUGGUAAAGAUUUUAAACAGCAUUAGAUUAAAUUAUGACGCACAAAAUAAAUCAGUCAGUCUUUAUUUAUAUCGCACUUUUCAUACACAACAUGUAGCCCAAAGAAUGCCCAAAUCUACCCCAGCCCAACCCCUCAUUCCCAUCCCACGGUCUAAACACAACAGGAACAGUAUUAAAAUGCAUAAACUUUAAAAGGGCGUCAUUUUAAAACUCAAGAUAAGGAAACACUGGAGGUUUAGGUUAAAAUCUAAAAACAAAGUAGCAUAAAAUGAAAUAAAAACAACAGUAAAAGAUGCUAAAAUAAGAGACGAUCCUGUGAUUAAAACUAGAAUAGAUAAAUGAUAAAACCCUUAAAGUUAAUGAUAUAAUAUGUGGUUAAAAGCAAGACUAAAAAGGUGCGUUUUCAGUUUGCUUUUAAAAUCAUUCAGAUUAGGAAAAGGAGACAGUCUUGGUGAUGCCUUCGAAAUAGUAGACCACACUAUUCUCUUAAACCGCCUAAAACACUUUGGCCUCUCAGGUUCACCUCCCCUUUUUUUGUUACGGUGAAUUUUUUGGACGCAUGACACGCGUGACACUGGACAUUUAAAGAGUAAAAAUAGACCAUAAUGUAGGCUACAUGCCUGAAGUGUCAUGUGAUUCCCGGGGGCGAACUUACAAAUGUUUCUUUGCACAGAAAAUACUAAACAAUAUUUGCCUGAAUUGCUCUUAACCAAUUGUGUAAUCUGUACUUUGCACAGCCCUAAUCUGCACGUCAACAGUAAUGAGAGGUUUUAAAUGGCUUGCAUCAUUUCAGGGGUUUAAUCAGAAUUCCAGUGCAUUAUCAGGCCAGAGUCCAGACCAGCGUGGACACACUAUGUUGAAAUAGUUGGCCUUUUUAAAGAGGAAAUAAGAGGUUAUUAUUAAGGUGCACUUAAGCCUCUAGGUUUCUCCUUGUGCACUUUGUGACACCUUUUGUUUCCCUUUUUUCCCCCACAGCACCUUAUACAGCGAAUUGUGCUUGUUAAAGGUGACAAAUUUGAUUUUAAAAAUAAGACAGUUCAUUUGCCACACUUUAUUUAUCAGUUGUCAAGAAUUUGAUAAUUUGUCUCCCUCAGCCUCUGUCUUAUGAGCUGAAGCGCUUUUUUCUCUCUCUCGGUUUUUAUUUACUUCCCGGGGAUUUGUGCCCCACACUUCACAGUAGUCUCCUUGUAAAAUAUGCAUAAUAAGGAAAUCUUUUAUUCUUAAUGUAAUUGCUGUUCAGCUUUAACAACAUUGAAAGACUUUGUCUUCUAUUUGUAAUGUAACUCUGGUGCCUCUCAUAUGCCCCUCUCUUGUCUAAAGCCCUCAUGUCACUCGUAUUAGAGAACCCAAGUCUUUUCCGUUUAUUUUCCCCCCUUCUGUUUUUUCCUCUAUUCUUCCCUCGGAGAAUGAACCAAACAAGGUUCUGCUUCAAUCCCUCAUCCACCACCACUUCACUUGCUCCCCUCACUCUGCCGAGGAUGACUGAUAGUCAUCGAUUGAAUCUUUCCAAGUGUAUCACCCUGUCUCUAUCCUGUCCCCUUCUUCCGGUCCCCUCCUCUCUCCCUACCUCCUGCGUGUGUUUAGGUGAGUGAUGGAGACGAGGGAGUUGACCGUGGUAGCUGCCAGCUUCGUGGGUUUCCAGGUUCUCUUCUCGGUGGCCAGCCCGCUGCUCUCCUCCGCCGCCGCGCCAGGUUAUGGACGCCUACCUCCCACCAAGCUCACUGAGUGGAACUCCAGGUGUGUAACAGGGACCUGGUUCAGUCUCCUGCUGUGCAUGUUCUGAGAACUUCAUCAUGGUAACAUGUGGAAGUAAAAAUGGGAUUCACUCACUUCCUUUCUGACUUUUUUCUAUUUCGCUAUUAAGACAAAAAGUUGCAUUAAAAUGAAGACAGGAACCCUUACUAGCCAAGUAUCACUGAGCUACUGUAAUAAAUUUACAAUCAACAGGAAAACACUUACUUUUCAGUUGUAGGACGUGCACCGUCGACUAGUCAACCCUCUGUCCAGCUGUUAGCUACACAUGAGUUUGAUGUUUACUGUGAGGAAAGAAGUCAGAUUGAGAGAAAUAUUGAUGAAGGCUGCAGCUUUUAUUAUCUUUUGACGAUAAAAUGAUCACAGUUCAUAAAGCGCAUUUUAAAAUUCAGAUUAAAAAGUAAAAACCUGAAAUCCAGUGAAGUUAGGCUGCUGGGUUAAACCUGAAUAAAAACAGAAGACAGUGAUUUGCAAAAACACAAACUACAAAAACAAGAUAUUCAGAGUUCAAACUGAUGAUUUUUUUUGUGCAAAUUUUCACUCAUUUGAAUUUCAUGCCGGGGACAUGUUCCUAAAAAGCUGGUUCAGGGUCGUGUUUCUCUCUGUGUCACAUCAUCUUUCCUUUUAACACUCAGUAAGUGUUUGGUAACUGAGGACACUCACUGUUGAAGUUUUGGAGGUGAAAUUCUUCCCCUGUUUUGUUUGAUGUACCACUUCAGUUGCUCAACAGUCCAGGGUCUCUUUGAGCUUCAUAAUGCUACACAAAUUUCAAUGGGGGACAGGUCUGGACUGCAGGCAGGCCAGUCUAGUACCCACACUCUUUUACUUUGAAGCUACACUGUUGUAACACGUGCUGAAUGUGUCUUGGCGUUGUCUUUCUGAAAGAAACAGGGACGUCCCUGAAAAAGACAAGGCUUAGAUGGCAGCAAAUGUUGCUCUAAAACCUGUAUGGACCUUUCAGCAUUAAUGUUGCCUUCACCGAUGAGACAGAUACCCAUGACUAUGAGCGCUAACACACCCCCAUACCACCACAGAUGCUGGAUUUGAACUUUAACCUGAUAACAGUCUGGAUGGUCCUUCUUCUCUUUAGCCCGGAGGACUCCACAUCCAUGAUUUCCAAAAACUAUUUUAACCUUUUCUGACAUUUUUUAGUUUCAUUCAUCAAAAAUAUGAACAAACAAAAAAAAUAUCAUGCAACAGUGGUCACUUUGGCUCCUCUUUAGGUGGAGAUGUCAGUCAACUUUUAAAGAGAAUAAAGGGCCACAAUAUAUUAACAAGUUUUGUGAUGGUUCUUGACAAGACCAGUGCUGAAGUUUGACCACAUUUAGUACUAUAUUGUCAAGGUUUUACAUUUUGGAAACGUAUGAAAUAGUAAAGUUUGAUAUUUAAAGGAAAUUUCGAGCUGUAUCUCCCAGCCUCCCUUUUCUUGUUAUGCUUGUUUUGUAAUACUUUGAGACUUAAAUAUUAAAAUCUAAGGAUCUCUGAUGAUCUGUUCACUCUUACUCUUUUUGGAUCCUCCUGUUUGAGCUCCGGGGUAAAAUGAGAGCACACUUUGUCACUGUGUUUUAAAAGAGUGGAGGCACAGUCACCAACAUUGAAGUCGUACUCUGUUAUUGUGGUUGUAUCUUUGGCUCAGUUACACAGACAUCAAAUUGACCUCUAUCAAACCAACAGCUGAUCUUUUCAGUGCCUUGAGGUCUGACCUUAAUGCCUUAGGCCAACUUGUCAUCAUUGGCAUAGCUACAGCUGUAAUGUGAAAGUCUGGUAGAGCUCAGAGUGGUUUUAAGUUUCAAACAAAAACCCCAGGGGUGAAGUUCAUGCUGUAAUAAUUUAUGAUUCUAUAAUGUCUUUCGCUGGCUCUCCUGUUAUCACACGCUCUCGUUCUUUCUCUUGGUUUUCUUUACAUACCGGUUCCUGUCAGUUUUUCUAACAAAUGGGUGCGCCACCGACAGACAAAGGAAAGUCCGAAACAUUACAGACCAGACAGACACUGAUGGUUCACUUAAGAGUGGCCCGUGGUUGCGUAACAGUCAGCUCUCAGUGUGUCAAGUGUGUUGUUUAUGUAACUAUGACUUAAGUGCUAAGAGAGGAGGAAGAAAGCAUUCCCAAAGAAGGAGCAGAGUUGUAUUAUUCGUGUAUCAUCAGUCUCUUUCCCUCUUCAUUUAUCCGUUUUCUCUUAAACCGUUUCGCUCCCGUUUUAAUUCAAAACGAUACAGAAAUAAUCACUAGAUAGCGGCUCUUGAAUUUCGAGUCGUCAUGACUAUGGUUCAGGUCAGCGGCUGCAGCCUAUGGACUGUGACUGUUCCACCCAAGAGCCUGCAUAGUGACAGCGGAUCCACUGUGGGUCUGGUGGAGGAGAGAUAAGGGCCACUGGGACCUCUGCAAUAUCUCUCUGGCACCCAGAUAACAACUUUAGAGGUCAAAGGUACUCUUAUAGCCCCAAUUAAAAAAAAAUCCACUAUCAAACGGGAACAGGAAUAAUGAAAAUUUGAUUACACGCAGAGACUUCUUCAGGUGUAACUAUUUUGGACUUAUGUGUCUGCAUGUGUGUCCUUUACUCUUUCAGGUUGGUGUCGACUGUGCACGCGUUGAUUGUGGGAUCUUUCUGUUUGUAUAUCCUGCAAUAUGAUGAUGCUGUGAAUGCCAACCCCGUCUGGUAAGUAAAUUAAACGUAAAUCCUGUAUAUUUAAUCAUCCUACCACUUACAGACAUCUGUUUUAUAGCAGAAACGAGAAAUCCUCUGCAGGGGAGCUCUGAGCUUAAAUCAACAACGCACAAAAAGCAGAGGAGUGUGGGACGUGGAUUUGAAAACCCGCCUGUAAAUUCCCAUAAACACAAAAGCAGCGAUGCAGUCGUGAAAAGGCAGAAACCUGUCAUGUCACAUCUGCCCUUUUUCACACUGGCAGCCGUGUAUGGCUCAGAAGGGGGAGAGAGGAUUAGAUGAGAGGUUGAGGAUGGGAGGAAGGUGGCACUGAGGAAUCAUCAAGGUUGGUAGUUCCUUCGUUGGAUGGAUCACCGUGAGAGGGAAGAAGGGGAGAGGGUGGAUCCGACAUGUCAGCCGAGUCUCUAGAGAGUUUUUGAUUCAGUGGAUUUUGCCUUUGAUUACUGUCUUCACCGGCUUGUCUCUGUCUCAGCCCCACUUCCUCCCUGCUCCUGCUGACUGUGUUUUUUUCAUCAAUAAAUACCGAAGUAGAAAGAUGUUAAUUUCUCUUCCCGUUAAGCUCUUUCAUCAAACAUCUCUAUCAGCCUUUUUAAAAUAUUUCUCCCCGUUUUGUCCGUCUCUCACUUCUCCCUUUUGUUCUUACAACACUCCGACCUUCCUCCUUCCUUCCUCUCUUCCUCUUUCACUUUUUCUUUUCCACCUCGCUUCCCUCGGCGGCGCAUUUUGCAGACGGACAAGAGCUCCGCGAACAAGGCUUCUUUUCAUCGUAAACAACAGCAGCCCUGGUCCUCAGCUCCCCUCUCUUGAGUCCUCCCCCCAGCUACCAGCCCCCCGUGACCCUCCUUCUGUCCCUGACUGUGUGUUGUACCCCGCAUCCCAGCCUGUCAAAUCAAUGCAGCACACCUCCCUCACCCUCAUUGUCUGUGUGUCUGCCCUGACAGGGAGUGCUGAUGUUGCAAAAAGGGUGAGAAAAGAGAAAGUAGGGGAAAGUGGGAGGAGAUUGAGCGGGGGACAAAAGACGAGGCUUCUUCUCCUACGACGAAUCUUGAUCUGUCGCAUGUUCUUCACAACUGUCCUGCUAUCCACGUGUGUGAAAGAAAACUUAACGUUGGUGAUUUUGGUUAAUUUCCCUUCACCUUGUUUAUUCACCUUGGUUUCAUUCAGCUAACCAAUCCGCAGCUUAACGCCUCAAAGCCUGUGUCAUUGCAACAGCAGGCUGGUGUAAGCAUACAUUCACCGCUCAAUCUGAUUGUAUUACAGUAUGAUUAAGAGCCGUCACACAGCAGCAUUGUUCCCACCGCCGCUCUCAAUGCGGUGCUCGAGUUGCCAGAGCCGUGCAGCGAGAAGCCAGCAUUGUUUUCAGCUCCUGCUUGGGCUCUUUCAGCGUUUCACUCUGUUUGGCAGCUCGGCUCAGGCUGUUAUCAUAAUCUAUUCAGUUAACAAGCACCGUGAACAACCGCCCCUGCCCCUGCCCCUUGCCUCUGCCGUUACGUUUCUCGAUUGGCUUAUCUCGACCUGAACUUAUCAUGUGCGGAGAGCCAUCCAAGGACAGAGAGGAGUACAGUUUCAGAGUCCUGUUGAGUUCAGGUCAACCUGUUUUUGGAGAAACUAUUCAACCCGUCCUGUAACCUUGUUUUUUUUUUAUUAUUAUUCUUGACACAAGGUUUAUUCUUUUAUUCGUUUUUGCAAAGCUUUUCUGUCAGAGCAUUCCAGGAAGGAUUUACUAAGCAGAAAUCAUGAAUGUACAUUUGUCAAUGAUCCAAAGCACAUGAGGUGAUUGCAUGUUCGAGUAUGUAUCGCUCCAUUUACGAACAUCGUGUUGCCCAAGAGCUUGAAGCUUCACACCGCACAGCUUUAAACUCUGCCAUCAGAAAUCUGCAUUUAUAGAUUUUGUGGCGUUAGAGAUCAUGUGAAAGGACUUGAUACACAACAUUUGUACAGUCAGCAACUUUUCAUCACUGCUCUGUCCUUUUGAAAGUUUUAAAUAAUUGCUUAAAACACCUCUUUUUGAGUUCACUUUAAGGUCAAUUUUAGACAUUUUUAAUGAGCUUUUUUAAUUGUGUUUUUAUUGAAUCAUUUAUUAUGUUUUUAGUGUCUUUUUUUAAGCUUGUACAGCACUUUGGCUCAACUGCUGUUUUUCAAAUGUGCUGUAAAAAUAAGCUUUGACGUCACUCGACUUGACAGAGCCGUAGUGCAACAGAAAUGAAGAAGAGGGCAUCGACACCAAGUGCGUUGGCUCCAGCGCUCGUCUUUAGACCGUGCAAUGACUCUGAUUUAGUCUGUUUGAUGCACUACAGGCUCAAAAUAACCUUGGUCCAGUCCUGCGUUGGACAACAAAAUACUAGUAGCAUGUCAGGUUGUGUAAUAGAUGAACGUAUGAUAAAGUUUAGCAUCAUGGAUCAAACUUCACAAGAUGUUUAAACAGCAAAUCCUCAAACUAAAAUCCUAAAUCUACAAGUGUGAAAAGAUCUAGUGCCUCUAACUAAGUUGGUGACACUUAAGAACAAAUGACUUUAAAGGGGAAAACUUUGUAUCUCUAGCUCGGCCAAAUUCCAGUCAUAUGACUGUACAUUGAGUUAUAAGCAUGGGUUCACGGUAGGGUAAUUAACUUGGAGCAGGAUCACUCUGAUGAAAUUAUCAAGAAGCUUGUGGACUCUGUCUGACUGUCAGUCUAUCAGUGAAGUGAUGUUAUCCAGGCUCGCAUUCGCUUUCUUCCUCUCUGUCUCUGCACUGGUAAAGUGAUCCUGCCGAUCAAUUCACAGACGCAGAGCUCGUGGUGCAGAUACAUCAUCAGAGAGGAAGUAUUUUCGCCAUCAUUGAUAUCAGAAAAGAUACAGUAUUGUCACACAUGGAUAAAAUACUCAUUAUUAUUAUUCACUGCUUGUAAUUAACCCUGCAGAGAUGUGAUGUGUUCGCUGUCGUAGUGAAGGAUAAACUGAGAAUCUACAAAUACACUGGGCUAAUGGUAUCUGCAACUGGGCUCGUGGCCACACCUGAAGUCCUCCGAGAGCUGAAGAGAGAGACGCUGGUUUCUAAACUGGAACUGCUUCAUGUGUUUUAUUGCUUUCAAAGCUUUUGUUUUGAAGAAGACAAAAGCAAGUGAGAGGGGUUCUCUCAGGAAAGCUUUUAAGGUGUAGUGGCGAGGGACCUUCGACUGGAGGCUGGCAAACAUAUACUAAACAGAAAACAGACCUUACGCCUGCAUUUUUACCUUUUAAGUUAAAGGAGGAUGCACUAACGAGGUAAUAAAUAGGGCGGAGACGAUAAGCUUUUCUCCCAAUUGGAUUCUUCUACGAUUUUUUUGGAUACCGAUUGCAUUUCUACGAUAUUGCAGAUUUUCUCGAUUUUUAAGUCUGCAUUAUUUACCUUAUGAACCAUAUUUCCCCAAAAAAUACCAAUCACAUGUUAAUCAGUUUUUAAGAUUUAUUCUUAAAUUUGAAAAAAAAAAAAAAAAGAAAGAAAGAAAAAAAAAAAAUAUAUAUAUAUAUAUAUAUAUAUUUUUUUUUUUUUUUUUUUUUACAUAAAAAUCGAUUUGAAAAUUGUAAAACAAAAAUUGAAUCAAUUUUUUUCUUCCACCCCUAGUAAUAAAAGCAAUAAAUUGUGUUAAUUUGUGUUUUAUUUUUGAGUUUUCGUAACUCAUUUCUCGACAUGCCGACACCAAAGGUUAACGGAAAAAUUUGACUCUAGGUAGCCGAGUAUCAUCUGGUUAAAAGGCGGGUCACCGUAGAGUCAAUGUGUGAUUGUGUUGUGUAGGUUGUAUGGCCUGUGUGUGUUGGAGUGUUAUGUUACAGCAGCAGGAGUCAGUCAGUUGUAAGCCAUACAAUACUAGUAACUGAUACCAGGGUUAGCUGCUGAUUGAAGUCGGGACACCCUCACUUUAACUUUAAACAGAUGGUGUUUGCAGGGAAUCCUAAUGGUCACCUGAAAAAGAAAAGACUUUUAUUCUCAGAGGCUUUUAAAAAUCAAAACUCUUGCCAUCAUAUUUUCUAAAGUGUGUGUUUGUUUUUUUUUUGCUUUCCACAGGGGUGACCCCAAUCUGGUCAAACUAAAUGUAGCCAUAACCUGUGGUUAUCUACUUUAUGGUAAGCUCUAUGUUUGUUUCUAAUCCUCCUGAAAUGUUGGUCUAGUACACGGGCCAUGAGGGCUUUGAGCCAAUGUUUACAGUGUAAACACAAACACCCUGUCGUCUGAAUCAAAGUCAGAGUGCAGUUGACAAGCUUUCCAUUCAACUAUACAGUCAAUCUGCAUUUUAACAUGUGAUCAACAUUUGAACAGUUUAUUGUCUGCUCUGUACGUUUAACCUAGACUGUUGUAGUUUGGAAACUUUGGAAACUCUCGAAGUUCAUGAUUACAGCUUUAAAAUGACCCCGAACUGGCCUCUGCAAAUAUCCUCAGAGUGUUUGAGUGCUGCUGUGUUUGCUGCUCUUUGCUUUCAAAGGCACUUGUGUACAUAACUGUCCUAGCUGUUUAACAGGCGUAUCAGUUUGCCGGAUCUCUGACCAGCCUGUCCCCCUGUCCUCUAGACCUUGUGCUGCUUGCAUGUAAUUGGAGCACCAUGGGGGAUAGCUUUUUCGUAUGUCACCACUUGGCGGCGCUCUAUGCAUACGGAUAUGUGCUGGUGAGUAUGAGCUUUUAUAUUUUAUUUUCUUUUAAUGGCAAAAUUAUUAAUGAUGUACAGUAAGCUACCUUUUAAUUGUUGAUGAGCUGCUGACAUAAACUUCCCUUUUUUAUUUUAAGUAGAAUUUUUUUGAUACUUUUGCCAGGAACUUCUGCUAAAAACAACAUUUUUGUUUUUUUUUAAUGUUUUUUUUCCAGUGUCAUUAUUAAUAUGAACUGUACCUUUUUUAAAAUCACUCAAAAAUGCAGUACCAAAUAAUUGAUGUUCUCUUACGUUGAUGUUUUAAUGUGUUUCUGUGUUUCGUCUUUGCAGACACGUGGUGUGCUUCCUUACUUUGCCAACUUUCGUCUCAUUUCAGAGUUGUCCACACCAUUUGUGAACCAAAGGUGAGCUAAUCUGAUCACAGCUUAACAGGAAAAAUCAAUACGAUCUUAAACCUGAUUUCUUCUUUCAUCUUACACAACUGUAUUAAAAACCAUGUUUUUACAGUUUCAUUUUAGUGUUUACAUCAAUAAUUAUUUGGAGUAACUUUGACUCUUGUCAUUUGGUUGUAGUUUUGUUAUAUCCUGAAGACAGCAGCGUCUUUCACACAAGUUUUGCAAAGAAAUUUGUACCCUUUGAGACUGAUUAUUCUUAAUUUAAAGCUGAUUUUAUUUCUGUAACAAGCUCCCCUAUUUAGGAUGACUUAUUCUGAGCUUAAAAUGCUCAUUUUCUUUGCGAGUUCCGGGUUAUAUGGCUUUAACAUCGUCCUGCACAUUUUGAGAAAGUCAUUCAAGAAUAAUUUUGGGUCUCAUGGUUUUCUUCAUAUUUUUCUUUAAUUCAAGUGAAACAUCUCUGUUGUGUCAGGAUACUACACUUAUUUGUUUUUUGGAGGAUUUCAGCAUCCUUCUAACUUUUCUUAAUCUCCCUCUGCCUCAAGGUGGUUCUUUGAGGCAUUAAAGUAUCCUCGUUCGCACCGGCUGGUGGUGUUAAACGGCGUCGCAAUGGCGGUGGUGUUCUUCCUGGUUCGCAUCGCUGUCAUGCCGUCUUACUGGGUCAGCGUGUUCGCCACAUUUGGCACCUCCGAUUUCGAGCGGCUGGGCUUGGGUGCCCAGGUGGCAUGGAUCACCUCCUGCAUUGCCCUGGAUAUCUUAAACACUGUCUGGAUGUAUAAAAUAACCCGCGGGUGCUACAAAGUCCUGACUGGGAGUGGAGGUAAGAGCAAAGGAAGAGCGGAGGCGGCAUCCGUCUCUGACAAGAAGCAUGUCAACAAUCACACAGACUGAAGAGGUGCAAAGCAGAAGACAUGUAAACACAGGCAUAAGAAGGGAGGGAGGAAGGACAUCCAGGAAUUACACAGCCCUCUUUCUUUUGCUGUAGCCUCAGCAUUUCCACCUCGACCUUCAAACCCCCUACCCAGACCUCCUUGAUCCCUGUGUCAACCAGUGGACCAGGCCGGGAGUCCCUGGGUUCUGAGCCCAAAUACAGGACAAGGACACUGCUCUUUAACUCACCGAAGCACCAGCUUUUGCAGCCAGUGUUUUCACUGAUGGACUAAGUAAUCUAAUGGGCGAUAGCUUUUGGUUGUGGACGACAAGGCAGAGCUCAGAAGCACACUUUAACCCCCCCCACCCCCACCCGUGUGUCACCGCCUCUCUUCCUUUCCACCAUUUCUUGCUCAUCUGCUCUUAUGCUCAACUUCAGCCAAAGCCCAACCCUCUGAAGUGCCUGUGAAAGACAGAGAGGCAAUAAUUGUGGAGGAACAGGAUCACAAAGUCUAUCAGAGCUCACCACCCCACCCCCCACACCCGAUUCCCCUUCUGAACCACUGGAGGCGUCUCUUCUUCUCUUGUUAAUUGUCCGUCCAAACUUGAGGAGACGGAGUGAAGAACUUUCUCAUCAGACAGUGUUUGAGAAUCUAUAGGGCUCUUGUCUUAACUCAUCGGACCUCACAUAAGAGACAAAAAAACACCUCAAUGCCUCUUUGACAAUAUCACCUGCUGUGGCCUCCUUGUAACAAGUGGCACCUGCCUAGAUCACCAGCCAUGCCCCUCCAACCUCCUUCCUAUCUGGAUUAUCAAAAAAAAAAAAGAGUAUGCAUGCAGGAGGAAGAGGGACACUCUCCAACAUCCUUAGCUUCUCACGAGACACUUUUUUGCCUUUUCAGUAUUCAUUGUGUUCGCGUCACUGUGCUGUAUUUUUCUUUUCUUUGUCAUCUUGUUUUCACACAGCUCCAAGAAUCCACAAACUCUGUACCAUUUCGAUCAGAUUCACGGUAACCCUCUGCCUCACUGAGUCGGGUACCGCCGUUCAGCCUGAAUUUUGUUCUACCUCUCCACCGUCUUACGCAGACUCUCUCUCUCAGUCCAUUCUUGAGAAAUCGUUGUUGUUUUUUUUUCUGUAAAGAUUUGUUUUAGCCUUCAAAACAUUCUCCUGUGCGAUUUCACAGGCAGCGAAUCAGAGCCGCUUCAUUUCUCUCACUGAGUACGACGACCCUGCAGGCUUUCACAGUUGAUACUAGCUCCUCUUUCAUCACCGGCUCCUGCGAACUAAUCGGGUAAUGGAGUAUUACAAAGUUAACGCAAACUCUAUCUGCAUGAACAUCUUCUGCUCCCUUUUCCUCACGAACUCUCCAACUUUAUGAUUUGGUGCCCUUUCUUAAACCCCCAACACGGUGCUCUUCUUUUUGCAGAAUGACAGCAAUAGGAGUGCUAGCAAUACGACGUUUGUAACCAAGAACUGAAUUUGGAUGUACCGACACGUGAGAAGGAAAGGCUCUCACUGUCAAAAGCAAUGUGGCAGUCUGCAUGUUUUAAGUUUCUUUAUGAUCUAUACUAUCACAAAGAGCAUGUUAUGAUUGACACUUCUGUGAAUAGUAAAAUUAGAUGAAUGGCAUCUAAAUACUUAUUGCAUUAAUGUAAUGCUUAACGGGGAUUAGUCUUCCAAAGCAGUUAGUUUUUGUUUCCUCUCAGAGCUUACUGAGUGCAUGUCUUUAUUUCUUUCUCCUCUCUCUCUGCAUGUCUGUACAGUAUAUUUACAUACAGUAGCUACGCAGACGCCCUCUGCACACACACACAGUACGGAGAACUCGCUUAACAUUACUACAUCCACUCGUCCGCCGGUUGACAUUACACAGUUACGCAAAUUUCACGCAAGUUCAUCCAGUGGGUCGGUACACUGUCAGCAAACACUCGGCAGAUAUCCUGACAGACAGAGAUACAAGAUGACGUUUCAGGUUUUGGCGUCUGUCAAACAAGAAAUGUAGAAAGAAGGAGCUAACUUAGUUCGAAGGUUUAGCGUUAUAAUCCUACAACAUCGCAAUCAAAGUUUCCAUCCAUGUCAAUGUGAAGAGUUCGUAUUUAAACACUCUAGCGUCUGUUGAAUGAAAUAUUACUUUUAUUUGCUUAAAGCCGACUCCACAAACACAUCGCCUCAGUUAUGUAGGUCGACAGGCAGGUAAUAUGGCAGAUGCCCACUAAAAUUGCCCACUGUAGCUUUAAUCCAAGCUCAAAUUCUUCUCCUCAGAUGGAAACACACUAAAGGCUUUUGGCUUUAUUUUUUACAUCUUACAUUACCUACUCAUGAUCCAACUCCUGACCGUUCAGUUGAUAACAGAGUGUGUUACACUGGUAUCAGCUAAUGUAGCAACUCUAGCUCUACAACCUGAAAUGUUCCUCUGAAACUCUUCACACUCAGCUGCAGUGUCCGGGUGGGGGGUUUACCCACAGGUCACACAGCUCCUUUCUGAGCUGGAGGAAGGGCCUGACUUUUACAACCUUUUUACACAUGCAGCAACUUCCGAGAUGUUUGAUGGUCAUGUAAAUAUCAGUACAGGUCUCCUCCCGGUCUUUGUUAACUGUCGUUGUAUAGCCGGUUAUAAUAGCCUGAGAAAGUCUGGUGGUGUUUUCACUGUGGAACUCUAAAGCACACUCCCUGUGGAGCAAUAACUCAGCGAUCUCCUGUAUUUCUGUCUGUCACCACAGAGGAGGGGCUACAUAUCUUGUGCCUUUACACAAAUAGUGGAUGUGAUUCAGCCAGAUUUUGGAUAAGCAUGAUCUUUAUAAUGUAAUAUCCAGUGAUUAUCUCCUGUAUUCUACAUGUAUACUCUGUAUAUAUUUUUCUAAUUUGCCUGCACAAUAAUUGAUCCGGCCAAGUAUUAUAAUCCAAAGCUAAUCCCUCUUGGGGAGCCUAUUUUGUGUUGAAUUUUGUGCUCUCCUGAAUGAAUACAGGGGUAUGUCUCUAUGAAUGUUAUGAUGGGAUAUUAAGUGGCAUUAAGAUGAGCUCACAAAGGUGUCAAAGGUGAUCAGAAAAGAAAUCAAACUCUACUUUUGAUAUCAGCCCUUUGAAGGCACACAGGUAGUCGAUGGGAAGGCUAGUAUCUCAUUUCUCUCUUGCGAAGCUGUGAAUAGUUUGCUGGAAAAAGCGUUCAUGUAGUUCAGUUAUGAUGACUCUGUGAUUACCCGUAGGAUGCACUGUGUGAGAUCGUCUGAGCGGAGAUGCUGGUACACUCGCUGUAGCAACAACCUCUGCUCUCGGAGGAGAUUUGAGGUUAUGUUGCGCGGUUGUCGGUGGAUUUGAAGAGCUGAAAGAUUUUGUAUCUGUCAGGGUUUUCUACAGAAUUUAUUUCAAGACCUGAUUUUUGUGCAGAAUCUUGCACGCUGUGGCUGUUUGAAAAUCAAAUGGACAGAAUGAAUUGAUGAUUGAGGAACCUACUAAGGCUGCUAUCGUAAGGCCAUGACCUGUAUUGAAUCAGGUAGGAACAACCACAUUGCCUUUGUCUUUGGGGUGGCCAAUGUUCAUUAUGUUAGAUAAUGAAGAUAUUUUAAUAUAUAUCACAAAGGUAUUUACAGGUUUAUAUUUAUCUGUAAUCAAGUGUUAAAACUGAUGUGCACUGGGCUAAUUACCUUCAGUUUUGAUCGUGCUUGAUUCGGAUCUUGGGAUGUCUUCUUUCUUAGGUACAUUGGAACAAAGCUGCACCAGAGUGUGGUACUCGAGUAUAUAUCGUGCAUGAUUUCUCAAGGUUACACGGGGUUCUUAGCCACCUGAUGUUUUGUUCCUCUCAAAUACUUGAUUUCAAGUUUAAUCCUAGUUGUACGAUGAAAAACGGAUUGAACAUUUGUACAAUGUUAAAGAAUUACUGGAAUAAUUGGAGACAGGCUGAUAAUCAGAUACCUUGCCAGCUCUUUUCUCUUUACUUUGAAUGGCUUGCCAGUUUGGCUUUCGUUCAUCCCUCCUUUUUUUUUCUACUUUUAUUUGUCUUUUAAUGCAAUGCAAUUUCUUGUUCUGAUCUAUCUUUGUUCCUGGAGAUUUUAAUGUGAAACAGCCUACACUACACACAGGCUUUAGGAUCCUCGUCUGAGCGUUACCUUGUGACUUGGAUUGUUGUUGUCAACGAUGACCACUACUAAUGAUCAUGUAAUUGUAGUGCAGAAAGCUGAGACUUACUUGAAAGCGUUGCUCUUCAAUAAAAAUUGAAGACAUGAAAAAUGA